AUGAAUAACGAAUACGAAUACCUGAAGCCCAAUUUCAAAUUUAAAUCACUAACCGUCUCUCAACUCAGGAGAAUAUUGGUGGAAAAUAAUGUUCCAUAUCAUUCAAGAUCAAAGAAGUCUGAGCUUAUGCAACUCUUCAAAGAUGCAAUUGUUCCUCAAAUACCAAGCUUGAGAGAGAAGUACCUGAAUGUUGAUUCUAAUACUGCUGAUAUAAUACGCAUUCCCAAGAGGAAGAAAUCAUUUAGUGCUCUGGAGGAAACAAUAGAAGGGUCUAAUGAAUCUUCUGGCAAUAAUAACGUUAUUGGAAAAAAAAAAGCUACUCCCAUGGAUAUUGCCUUCUCAUCUGAUUCCAAUUCAGCUUUAUCUUCAGAGUCAGAUUCAGAGUUCACUAAGCAAAUAAGGAGGGGAGAGGCUGUUACACCUAAAUCGAAAAAGAGAAAGAUUGAGAAACAGACAGGCACUCCAAUUCUUGACAGAGUUUCCAGCAAGAGUCCCUCGAAAACCCCCAAUAAGUCUAGAACUAUCGAAACAUUUGAUCUUUCGUCCUCAUCACCAUCACCCGUGGCUCUAAAGGAUUCUUCAUUAUACAGAAAUGUAAGUUCAAGUACACAACCGCCUCUAAGAACACCUACAAAAGCAGCUGAAUUUGAUUUUUCACAAAAGAGAAGAACCCUAUCUCCUGAUCUAGACAAACUUAAAGUAUCAGCAGCAUUUGCACAGCAGUUGAAGAAAGCUGUGAAAGAGAAUGAGAAAAAGAGCAAAGUACCAUCGUUUGCAUCAAUGAAAGCCGAUUCUGAUUCUGAUUCUGAAAUUUACUCAAUUUUUAAUGAACAGGACUUUGAUAGUAUUAAGACACGGCGAAAGGCGUUACUGGGUUCUGAUUCUGACAGUGAUUCUGAAUAUGAGAAAGCUAAGCGAAUGGUUUCUGGCUCUGUUUCUAAUACUGACACCAAGAAGAGCUCUCACAAGAAUAGUAAAAAUAAUAGCAAUACCUCGUUUGAAAAUAUGCCUUCGUUCAAAUCUGAAACAUCAAUGUCACAGAAGGAUAUCCCAAGUGGUACUCCACAGGAAAUUAUUACCAUUUUGGAAAGUAGUGAUGAAGAGGAAAAGAAUGUGAAGGAAAAUAUUCCCACACUUGUUAAUGCUCAAAAGCCAAUAAUUCCAACAACACCUCAUUUACCUACCAAAAAUGGUGCAUAUCAAACUAAGGAAAAAACAAAUACAUUACAAGAUAAGAUAAAUGGUCAAGAGGGGGCAUCUGAACCACUUGUUGAAGAAAUGGUUCAGGAUCAAAUUCGUCCUGCGCAACCCGUGACUGAGGAUGAACUUAUUUCAGAACACGAUGCUAUGAUUCAAGAAGAUGAAAUUACUUCAGAACAAGAUGAUAUAUUCGAAGAAGAUGAAGCUAUUUCAGAAAAAAAUGAUAUAGUUAAUGAAGAAGAGGAAGCACGCGCUUCGAAAGAUAUCGGGGGUGAAACAGUGGAAACCAUACUUGAACUACCAUUACUGGCUGCCAAAAAUCCAAACGAGGUAAUUCUGGAAAGCUCUCAUAUCAAGAACACAGUUGGUAAAAAUGUUUCCCCUACUGAGACCUUCCAAUCGCGUGGUCAUGUUGAAUUAAAAACCAACCGAGCAUCUGCGUCAGAACAGGCCAAUAUUCCUAGCUCUUCCUCAGAUGAAGAACUUCUGGAAGAAAUAGAAGAAUUUGAAGAACAGAAAACUGAAACAAAAAGGCCUAAGUCAAAUAUGUCUGAUAAAAUUCCUCGAGUUAAGAAUAAUUCUAAUUUAAAAGUCACUGCUCUUCCUAAUGCCCAAAAGAAGCAUGAAAAUAAAACCGAACCCACUAUUCAAGAUGAAAGCUUAACUAAGAAAGAGACUUUCCAUGUCAAGUUUGGCCGUUCUGAUUUCAUUAAUGGUCUUUUUAGAAAGUGUUACUGGAUUUUGAAGAAGUUACUUACUUUAACUGUGCUUACUUUCAUUUUAUUUUUUGGGUUCUGGUAUCGAGAACAAAAAUUCCAGGUUGGUUAUUGUGGUACUGAACUCAGAAAGCCAAUGCAUCUACCGAAUGGUUUGAAGUUUCAACAACUAAUGCAACUUGAUGAAUUACUUCAAGAAAACUUCAGACCACAAUGUGUGCCUUGCCCUGACAAUGCAAUUUGCUACCCAUACCUUAAGCUGAAGUGUAAACCCAAAUAUAGACUAGUGAAACCGUUAUUAGGUUUGAAUGGUUUGUUACCAUUGAGUGAUUCAUGUGUAAGAGAUGAUCAAAGGGAACAACUGGUCUCUGAGGCUGUUAGAAAAUCCCUAGAUUUUUUGAGAUCAAAGAAUGCUCAAAUUUCUUGUGGUGACGGGAAUGAUGAUAUCAAAAGUGGAUUAAAUGAAAACGAAUUGUUCCAAAUAUUUAAUGAGGCUCGUGCUGCCUGGAUCAGUGAUGAAGAAUUCAAUGAAAUAUGGGACCAAGUGGUUUCUAAUUUAAAAAAUGAGCCGGAGAUAAUAUAUAGGCAAGUGAGUAAUACUGAAUUUUUAAUUGCGAAAGCGUAUGAUGAUCAACAUUUUACUAACAACAUUAUUACGUGUUCAUUACAGUCCUCUGACAGUAUCUCUAGGAAUGCCGCCAACGUCAAUUUUGGAUCCAAUGACUUUCAGAAACAGAAGGGACAUAUUCCAAAAGGUGACCAACAGAAAGAACAAGGGUAUUUUCGCUCGACAUCCAAGAAGUACAUCAGUCUCCGAUGUAAAUUUGAAGGAGAAAUCCAUCAAAAUUAUCAACGGUAUAGAUAUCUAAUAUGGGUUGUUGUUUCUAUAUUAGUUCUUGUCAAGAUUUUAGAGAGAAAACUUAGAAAUUAUUAUGAAACGAAGGUCAAGAUCAUAAAUUUAACAAGAAAGGUAAUCAAUGAGUUGAAGCAAGUAAAGAAAAACGGAAGGUCACCUAAGUACUUAAGUUCGAUUCAGCUACGAGAUAUAUUUCUCAUAGAAGUUGUCAAUUUGAAAGAGAAAAACCAGCUUUGGAAGCAGAUUGAAAGAAAAUUGGAAAAUAAUAAUAGUAAUAUAAAGUCCAGCCUUCUGGAAGUUCAUGGCGACAUUAUGAAAUGUUGGGAAUGGAUUGGACCCUUAGAUGACAACAUUUCAGACAAACACUAA
Molecule: messenger RNA, 3141 nt
Organism: Naumovozyma castellii
Lineage: Eukaryota; Fungi; Ascomycota; Saccharomycetes; Saccharomycetales; Saccharomycetaceae
Gene: SRC1
Product: Src1p
Exons: 1
Coding region: 1-3141 (1046 amino acids)
Source: RefSeq, a predicted model, not a curated record